Messenger RNA from Oikopleura dioica, 717 nucleotides. NCBI's taxonomy places the organism in Eukaryota, Metazoa, Chordata, Appendicularia, Copelata, Oikopleuridae. The record is from the annotation of a GenBank genome assembly.
AUGCGGUCGACGAAGAAUAACUUGAACAGCAGAGUUCAGUUAGCGUUGGAAACUUGGAGUAAAAGAGCAUUAGCACAGACGAUCUUACUGACCGACCGAGUUGACGAAAACUUCGCUGGCGGUAAUCUACGACGAGUUGAAACAACAAGCUGCGGAUCAGGACAUUCCAGGCACGAUUUGACUUGCAAAGUGCAGCGGGCAAUCCAACUCGCGGCGGAAACUGCGUCCAAGUGGUUUUGCCAUGUCGAUGAUGACACAUUUGUCAACUUCGAAAAGCUGGAAGAGCUCCUGGCGACGAUGGAUUCGUCGAAGCUUCAUUUCAUCGGAAAACAGUCGAUCCCAGACGGAAUCCAGCUUCACUCAAGAACGGGCAGAAUUCAUUUUGCUACUGGGGGAGCAGGGUGGUGUCUGUCAAAGCCCCUGGUCAAUCAGCUGAGAGAUAUCGACCUGAUGGAAGAAGCCAGGAAGCUAGGAACACCGGAUGAUGUGACUCUUGGGGCAGUCGUUGGAGACAUGGGAGUUUCAAUAACAGAAGUGCACCAGUUCCACAGUCAUUUGGAAGGACUUCAGUGGUUAACUUCUCCAGAGACUGAGAUCACACUGAGCUACCCGCCCGAAGCGCUUGAAAACGGCGAUUUCCAACGAUCUAUCCGAUACGCCUCCUCUUCAGAUCCUACUGGUUUAUUGACCCUCUCGAAGAAGAUGAUGCUCUUGUAA